Molecule: messenger RNA, 1314 nt
Organism: Baudoinia panamericana UAMH 10762
Lineage: Eukaryota; Fungi; Ascomycota; Dothideomycetes; Mycosphaerellales; Teratosphaeriaceae
Exons: 2
Coding region: 413-1114 (233 amino acids)
Source: RefSeq, a predicted model, not a curated record
GGAUGAGAAUGAUGACGAUACCCAUGGUUUGCUUCGCUUUGCUCUGCUUUGCUCUAGUACGGCGGUAUUUCCGCUUCGAGAUGGGUAGGGAUGCGGUGCAUGAAAGGGAAGUAGCGCUAUUUGAUCGUUCAGCGGACAGGUACGGUAACGCCUAGAGGGAUUACGAUAACGAUGUAUGCAGUGAUGCAGACUCGGUCGCCUUUUGUCAAGCCUAGCCCGAAGCUCAAAGCGCAAGUUGUCUCACCGGUCCGUCGCUCCUGCCUCAUUAGCCGCCGUGGGUUGACUGUGCCACUUACCUGCAGCCAAUACGAGGCCGCCUUGACACUCUAGCUAUAAUUCGACACAACAACCCAACUAACAACCUUCACAUAUCGCAUUCCACACCUCGUUCGGGAAAACGCAAUCAGAUACGAUGUGGUCUCCCGCAAUUCUUGCCGCGUUACUCGCCAUCACUUCGUUUCCCUCCAGUGUCCUAAGCGAAGCGCAACAUCCGCUCGUCGACACUAACGCUCACACCAUUGUUGCUUUGCCAACCUACAACGACACCUUCGCUCGCCUAGGCGAAAACUGGAACGCUCUCACCGAAGAAGCCAAACAAGCCGCCACUCGCCUCAACUCGGCGCUCGACCACAUCGGCUUCAUUGGCCACGACCGUCACCUUGACGAGAUCCCGGCCAGCAUCAAGCAAGCACUAACCCAGAUCAACAUCACCGCCUUUGAGCAAUGGCUAGUUCAAACCACCGAAGAAGGACUAGAGGAAGCGCUGAAGCAGUUGCAAGCGGUCGAUUUCAAGAGUUUACCUGCUGACACGGUGAAGUACAUCGAGGAACACCCGUUGGAGACGGCGGUUUUCGCCGUGGAGACUGUGGUUUUCUUCGUCCCGGGCGGUGUGUAUAUCCCGUUGCUUCGGGUGCUUGGGUUUGGUCGGCUGGGGGUUAGAGCGAGAUCGGUGGCCGCUCUGCUGCAGUCCAUGAUCGGUCCGUAUGUUCCUGCGCGGGGUUGGUUCGCUCAUUUGGUUAGCGCCGCGAUGGGAGGGUAUGGCAGGGCUGUUCUUAAUACGAUUACAAGGGUCACGAUCAAGAUUGGGUGGUUGCUGGGAUUUUUGCAUCGGUGAGUAGCAUGGUGAGGCGCCCGCUGCCUCAAGCGUCCGUGGAGCUACAGGUGGGACACGAUGCUCUUUCUCCCUCAGCCUUUACAGUUGAGUAGUCUGUUCGGUGAAGCUCUGUACAUUACGACCGUUGUUCGCGGCGAGACGGUCACGAGAAGAAGAGGUCAGAAACGAGGAAAAACGAGUUCUGGUAGAGAAUGAUACUC